AUGUCCGAAGCAGAAUGUUCGACGUUACCUCAGGUCGUCUCAACUCGUAGAAAGCCUUGGCGAUUCGGCUCGGACGAUGUACCACAAAUCCACGACAGCCAACCAUCCCUGUACAUCGCCCCCGUUGUGCAAGAGGAGGAGCCACCACUGUCCUCUGUCGAACACUCACCAUCUUCCACUUGCGAAGCUACGGUCGUCGACCACCCAGCAGCCACAGACCAAUCGGCGCUCCAACCACCCGGGUUUGGCGACCUUUAUUCAGCGCCAAUCGCCACAGUUUUUGACCACCUCCCACAAGACGCCCAACCCCCGUCAUCAUCGACCGAACGGCAGACGACUCACAUGUUCUUUGACCAGGCGACCCACCCGCCAGUCCGAUUACUUUCUAGGCUGGACGUGGACGACCUCACGUUUUGGAAACAAAAAGACGUACAAUGGCCAACAGUGGCUGGAGAUCAGCUCAUUGGAAGGUACAUGGAGUUUAUACUAGCUCUUGUAUUAUGUCUCAAGAGGAUCUAUCGCAUUCUCGGCAAGCCCCAGUCUGCUUCUGCCGUUUCCGCGCAUACGUUUGGGGUGUCGAUCCCCUUUCACAACUUUGUCCUGGAUACAUGCUGGAACAGCUUCCCAAAAACGUUCUAUACGCGAGCUACUCCUCCUCACCCACUACCUCCGCCUCAACACACCUCAAAGCCCUCGCUCAUCACCCCGGAACGCACCAACCCUCUGCGUCCACUCCUCACCAACAUCGCCUUCUGCCAGUUGUUUGCCGUGUGUCUAAGCGGCAACUACAAGGACCCAAAACUUCUCACCCUCGGAGCUCUCUCUGGCGUGAGGAUCCAGCCUUUAGAUUCAUUCCUCCUUCAACUUGGAUUCAUUGCUGUUUUGAAGGAUGGGACGGCCACUGGGACCUGCUUUUCUGCUGCGGAAUCAUCGUCGUGCUUCAUCAUACUCCCCUGGGACUGCCGUCUAUACACCGGACCUCUCUCUUCGCGUUCAGGCCUGACGUCUCAUCAAUUCGAUUGGUCGAGUAUGCAUGUCGUCCCGACUGCACAUGCGCAGGGGUCCGACUUCUCCAGACAGGGCGGGUUCCUGUCAGACAUCGCAUUAUGUUCGAGUCACGAAAUGAACCUGAAUUUCCACCGCAUACUGAAGAUUACCCAUCGCAUUUCUCCUGCAAGCCUCACCAAGUUGCCUUCCGUACCAUUGAGGAAGACUUACCGUUUCUCUGACGUGGUUGUGGGUCUCUCGCUUGUGCUUCAGGGUGUCGAUCCGCUUCGACAGGCUGGCGAUCCAAGGACGAACGUUGCUUUCUCUGGGCUGAAGAACUUAGAGGGUAAAUCGAAAAUGCGAGGUUCAAACUCCAUCUUAGUUUUUGUGACUCCCCAACAACUCGAAAGCCACGUUUCUUUUCCCCGCUUCCCAUUCCUGAGGAGGUGGGCUCUCCUCGCGGCUCCACUUCAUCGUAUGCUGAACAGGGAAAAGACUACAACUAGAAACUCGGUCAAUCCUAAAGUCUCCACUACCGCAUUCCUUCGUGCCACAGCUGUCAAUAAUGCCAACAACAACCUUACCCCCCGCUCAAGAUACCUCAUGACAAUCCUGUUUCCUGGGAGCGGCAACUACAACUGA
This is a messenger RNA of Laccaria bicolor S238N-H82, 1629 nucleotides long. RefSeq lists its product as uncharacterized. The transcript has 10 exons. Lineage: Eukaryota; Fungi; Basidiomycota; Agaricomycetes; Agaricales; Hydnangiaceae. Bases 1 to 1629 code for a protein of 542 amino acids. The record is from RefSeq and is a predicted model, not a curated record.